AUGGGGACGUUGAUUAACGUUUUUAUUCUGAGCUUUCUGGCUUCUACAUUUUAUGCGUCUCCCUUACAGCCUACAUACGAUACGAUAGUGGUAGGCCUGGGGUCAGCUGGUGCCACAGCAGCAUCUACUCUUGCCAAAGCCGGGAAGAGGGUCCUGGCUUUGGAGGCCCAAGACAGAAUUGGGGGUAGAGUGAAGACUGUUCCAUUCGGUGAUGGUGUGGUGGAAGAAGGCGCGGAAUGGAUCCAUGGAACAGGAAACAGCCGUGUCUAUGAUAGCGCAGUUAAAAAUAACAUAACCGUAUUUCCUCAAGACCCAAAUUCCUUCGUGUAUAAUUCAGACGGUACACCCGGGAAUACAAGUUUAAUAAAUGAGUUACUUGAACAUAGCAUGACAAUUGCAGAUAACCCGUCUGAAAAACCAGAAGCUCUCGGUAAAUUUAUAUCUAGAAGCAUGUUAGAUUAUUUAAAGGAGAAAUAUCCAAACUUAUCAGAAAAUAAGGAGUUCGUAAGUGAAUUUUUCGACUUACUAAAUAUAUUUGUGAGUAACGACGUGGCGUCGAACGACUGGAACGAUAUAAGUGCUCAGUCGCACUACAGGGGUGUGGGGGGUAACUUGUACACGACGUGGCAUCGACAUGGAUAUAAAACCUUCUUUGAUAUUGUACUGAACACUUACAACAACGGCACAGGUUGGCCUACUUUAGAUAUAAAACUAAAUAAGGAAGUCACUCUAAUAAAAUGGCCGAAAAACUCCACCGGAAAUGUCGAAGUGCUGUGCAAAGAUGGCGACGUGUUUAAAGCUAAUAAUGUUAUUGUUACCGUCUCACUUGGUGUUCUGAAAGAGAGAUAUUCCACUCUAAUUUCCCCUCCAAUACCACAGAGUAAGAUAACAGCUAUAGAAAAAAUCCCUUUCGGGCUUAUAGGCAAAAUUAUAUUGUCUUUUCCGAAAAGAUGGAUACUUAAUGAUAAUUACAUUUUAUUUUAUUUGCCUGGAGAUAAAAGUAAAAUAAACGAUACAUGGCUCACGAAAAUACGAGAUAUUUCAACACCAAGCGGAUCUUCCAAUACUAUUACUCUGUGGACGUCAGGAGAUGUUACUAAAAUGGUAGAAAAGUUACCAGAAGACGUCGUGAAGAGGAAAGUGAUGGGACUCUUGAGACAGUUUCUUGGCAAAGACAUGACCGUGCCAGAGCCCACUGGUAUAAUAAUAUCAAAAUGGUUCUCAAAUCCCUUCACACGUGGUACCUACACUUAUGACAGUUUGUCGGUGCACGAGUAUCCGGACGCGCGGGCGACUCUCGGGGAACCCCUCGUCGACGAGGCGGGGGUUCCCAAGGUGUUAUUCGCAGGGGAAGCCACGGAAUUGACUCACUUCGCUACCGUCCAUGGCGCGAGCGAGACCGGUUAUAGAGAAGCUAUGAGGUUGUUGAAUUUAAAUAAGCAA
This is a messenger RNA of Brenthis ino (lesser marbled fritillary), 1443 nucleotides long. The record is from the annotation of a GenBank genome assembly. NCBI's taxonomy places the organism in Eukaryota, Metazoa, Arthropoda, Insecta, Lepidoptera, Nymphalidae.